This is a messenger RNA of Periophthalmus magnuspinnatus, 582 nucleotides long. RefSeq names its product calcitonin gene-related peptide-receptor component protein (gene crcp). Lineage: Eukaryota; Metazoa; Chordata; Actinopteri; Gobiiformes; Gobiidae. The coding region runs from base 54 to 497 and encodes 147 amino acids. The record is from RefSeq and is a predicted model, not a curated record. Gene Ontology annotation, biological process: transcription initiation at RNA polymerase III promoter. Gene Ontology annotation, cellular component: RNA polymerase III complex. Gene Ontology annotation, molecular function: nucleotide binding. The transcript is spliced from 6 exons.
GGACUUAUUUUUAAAAGGACCCAUGUGCUAGCUCUCGAUUUGCUGUUUCUGUGAUGGAGGUGAAAAAUGCCAAUGCUGCUAUGCUCAGUAACUAUGAGAUUUUUAAACUGCUGACAGACCUGAAGGAGCAAAGGAAAGACAGUGGGAAGAACAAGCACAGUGCUGGGCAGCAAAACCUCAACACCAUCAUGUAUGAGACACUGAAAUACCUGUCGAAGUCUCCUUGCAGCAGGCAAAGUCCAGAGAUUGUCAAAGAAUUUCUUACGACCAUGAUGCCUCACAAACUUACAAAAGCAGAGAAGCUGCAGCUACUAAACCACCGGCCACAAACAGCAGUGGAAAUUCAGCUUAUGGUUGAAGAGAGUGAGGAGCGUCUGUCAGAGGAGCAGAUUGAAGAUUUGAUUCAGACCAUUUCAGAGAUCCUUCCUGGAGACCCGGAACAACAAAACAAAACCACAGCUGAUGCAGAGAUGGAAGAAUCUGAAGAAAAAUCAUGACACUAGCAGGGCAAAAGUAAAUUAAACCUUUAGUUUUGGAGCACAAUUUGACAUAUUGCAAGUAUAAAUAAUCAUAUGUACAACA